Messenger RNA from Aplosporella prunicola CBS 121167, 1248 nucleotides. RefSeq lists its product as uncharacterized. Lineage: Eukaryota; Fungi; Ascomycota; Dothideomycetes; Botryosphaeriales; Aplosporellaceae. Gene Ontology annotation, molecular function: protein binding. The coding region runs from base 494 to 1045 and encodes 183 amino acids. The transcript has 2 exons. The record is from RefSeq and is a predicted model, not a curated record.
GGGCUGCGUCAAUCAAGAGUCUUUCUUCACACUCCUUUCCACGCGGAUCGAUGAUCUCCAUGCUAGCUAACUGCUGCUGCUCUCGUCAUUGUCCACGGCCCGACGUCGUCUCAUUCAUCCACGUAGCCCAGCUGCCAACCUCGUCGCAAUCUCCCGCCGCGUGCGCGCCGCCUCACUCCGCUUCCUCCUGAGUGAGCUCAGCCCCGCCGCCCGCAUACGAAGCCCACUACCAACCCGCAUCACCCCCGAGACCAGCCGGGCCCGCCGCAGCAAGCAGCAGCCCUCACUCCCGUCACGCCCACAACAACAACCUUACCUCUCCCAUUCACGCGCCCACACCAAGCAAGCAACGCAAGCACAAGCACACACGAGCGCCGUCAUCGCCGCCCGUCCCUCCUGCCUGCCUGCCCCGCGAACAACCACCCCCGCGUAAACGCAGACCUCAACCCAACCCAACCCACCGUCCGACCAACAACAACAGCAAGCAGCAGCCAUGGCCGACGAGGGCGCCUCCCCUCGCGAGCUCCUCAUGGAGGCUUGCCGCCGCAACAACACGUCGCUGCUGGAAGAAGUGCUGGGCGAGCUGGCCGCGGCCGGCGGCGACAAGGCCACCGAGCACGUCGCCAAGACGCUGAACGAGGCGCGCGACGGCAUUGGCAAUGGUGUGCUGCAUGUGGCCGCGACCAACGGCAGCUACGAGGUCCUAGACGUUCUGCUCGACCAAGAAGGGCUCGAGAUUGACGAGGCCGACCGCAUGGAGAAGGACACGCCGCUGCACAAGGCCGUGCGCUACGUCAACAGCCUGGCCAAGGACGAGUGGGUCGACGCCGGCCACCCCAUCGUCGACAUCCUCAUCGACGCCGGCUGCGACCCGCGGAUACGCAACAAGGCCAAGCUGCGGCCCGUCGACCUCGCCGACCCCCGCAACACCGAGCUCCGCCAGAUGCUGCAGAAGGCUGAGUUUGCUAUGAUGGCUGGCAAUGAUGUCGUGGACGAGGAUGAUGAGGAUGAUGGGCCCACGGGCAGUGCGAGCGACAGCGAAUAGAUGCGUAGGAGGUUGCUUGGGGGCGGCUGUUUUUGCACGUUGUAGAUGGCUGGUGGCGUCUUUGCGCAGAGAUGGUGCUUGGGCUAGGCAGUCAUUGAGCAUUGAGCAUUGAGCAUGAUAGAGAGAUUGCCUUGGGCUCGGGUGUUUAUGGCACAUUUUGGCAUGAAGAAAAAGACCGGCGAAUCAAGAAGAGAGUUGAUUGC